ACAGCUGGUGCAGAUCACAAAUCCACUGGGCGACUGUAAAUAAACAGAGCUGAUAGUGGGCCUUUGAAAUCAUCGUAAAAUUUGUCAUAACUUUGAAAUGUCUUUUCCUUGAUUACUGUGAGCAAAUGGAACUGUGAUAAGAACAAUAAUGGAUCAUAUGAUGAUGUCAUUCGGCUGGGACACAAAACUCAACAAUUUCCUGUUCUAUGGUUGGAACAUCACCACUGCCUGGGUGCUGCUAGCAGCAUGCACGUUUGUUGGAGCCCUGGCAUUUGCAUUCGAAUGGAUACGACUGAUACAGGCCAGACACAGGCAGAAGGAGCUAGUAAUGAGGUCUAAACAAUUGAAAACCAUAUGUCCCAUGAUGGAGCAGAGCAGCCUUCUGCCCAAGAGACUUGACAGACCACUGGAUUUAUCACUUAAACAUAGAAUGACCUUAUACACUUGUGACAAAGCGCUAUGGUUAAGCCUUCAUAAUUUAGGCUAUUUGAUUAUGCUGAUUGUAAUGCUCUACAAUGGCUGGAUGUUUGUAUCUGUCCUCAUCGGAGGCGGUUUAGGAUACUUUAUUUUUGGUCCUAAUUUCAUGAAGCUCAACAUGGAGAACUGCGCCAUCAUUCGAGACACCUACUGCAUGGCAAAUUGCUCAACACCAGAUACGCCUCGGGACGGGGAAUCUACGCCAGCCAUGGAGGCCUCUACUUCUGGAACUUCUUGCCAUGUUCACACUGUUUCAGAAGUACAAGUUCAUAAUAACGAAUUGAGCGAUGAGACUAUUGAUCAACCAGACUAAUUAUCCCUUAUCAGCAGCUAGCUUUAACGAAAUCUAAUACUAAUCAAUAGAAUAUGUUGGAAAAUCUAAUUUUAUUGUUAAAUUUUUAAAGAGAUAUUAAUGUACACAUUGACUCUAAAGGGCUGUUAUUCCAAGGAAACGAAAAAUAUGUGCCUUGUAUAUGUAAAUACGUAGAUAAGAUAUGUUUGUCAUUGAAUAAAAUUAAUUUAGACAUGUUA
Molecule: messenger RNA, 1008 nt
Organism: Nicrophorus vespilloides
Lineage: Eukaryota; Metazoa; Arthropoda; Insecta; Coleoptera; Silphidae
Product: high affinity copper uptake protein 1-like
Exons: 4
Coding region: 149-790 (213 amino acids)
Biological process (GO): intracellular copper ion homeostasis; copper ion transmembrane transport
Cellular component (GO): plasma membrane
Molecular function (GO): copper ion transmembrane transporter activity
Source: RefSeq, a predicted model, not a curated record